This is a messenger RNA of Vitis riparia (riverbank grape), 573 nucleotides long. RefSeq names its product putative glycine-rich cell wall structural protein 1. The coding region runs from base 1 to 573 and encodes 190 amino acids. The record is from RefSeq and is a predicted model, not a curated record. Lineage: Eukaryota; Viridiplantae; Streptophyta; Magnoliopsida; Vitales; Vitaceae. The transcript has a single exon.
AUGGGGAGUUCUAAGGUGAUGGGUUUUGCAUUCUUGGUUUUGCUCCUCCUGGAUCUCUCCUUUGCUGCUAGAAUAUUGAAGGAACAUGGCGCCGAUGGAGGCGGCGGAGGAGGUGGUGGUGAAGAGGGUGGCGGGGGCGGUGGUGGUUCCGCUGUCGGAGCUGGUUCAGGCUACGGUUCGGGUAGUGGUUCAGGGUAUGGUGGUGCUGAUGGGCACGGGUAUGCAAGUGGUGGAGGUGGAGGUGGGGGUAGCGGAGGAGGUGGCGGCGGUGGGAGAGCUGAAGCCCCCGGGUCUGGAUCAGGCUACGGUUCAGGAUAUGGUUCAGGGCAACGUAUUUCUGAUCGGGAUAGGAAUGCAAGUGGCGGAGGUGGAGGUAGCGGUAGCAAAGACGUUAAGGGAAGUGCAUCAUCCGGGUAUGGAUCAGGGAGCGGAAGAGGGAGUGGUGGUGGCGAAGGAGGUGGGGGAGGAGGAGGAGGAGGAGGAGGAGGUGGAGUUGGUUCAGAAUCCGGAUCCGGAUAUGGGAAAGGAAGUGGAUCGGGAUAUGGAUCAGGAAACGGCGGCGGAAAGCCCUGA